Molecule: messenger RNA, 4822 nt
Organism: Ailuropoda melanoleuca (giant panda)
Lineage: Eukaryota; Metazoa; Chordata; Mammalia; Carnivora; Ursidae
Gene: GALNT6
Product: polypeptide N-acetylgalactosaminyltransferase 6
Exons: 13
Coding region: 1365-3233 (622 amino acids)
Biological process (GO): protein O-linked glycosylation
Cellular component (GO): Golgi apparatus
Molecular function (GO): polypeptide N-acetylgalactosaminyltransferase activity
Source: RefSeq, a predicted model, not a curated record
CCCUCCGCCUCCUCGGGCUCACGCAGACCUCACCAGCUCUGGAAGGGAAGCUGAGGAUCAGAGAGGGUGUCUGUGCACCAGAGGGGCCCAGCGAAUGGCCAUGCCAAAGACUUGGGUGAACUUGGUUCUUCAUACAGCCCUCUGUCCCACUCUGGGAAAGCCCAAAAUGUCCAUUCUCAUUCAAUGAGAAUGAGAGUGAGGGUUUGAAUAAAUAAGCAGGAGGUCAAGUGCAGGGCAGUGCCUGUCUCUGUGUUGAGCUCAAUGCUGUAAUUGUGCUGUGUAAAAGGCUCGCUCAGCGAACAAGGUUGGGUUCAGUCUGGGGGGAAAAGGACUGUUAGAAGACUCUUUUGUGGCACCUGAGAGCCCCAUGGGGGCAGGUUAUUCUCCUGUACCCUGUGCAACCUGGUCCUGAGCUCUAGGUAGGCUUGAAGGAAGGGAGAAACCCAAUCCGCACCCUCAGCUCUACCUAAAACAGAGAACAAAGGACAGACAGACCAAGGCAGUGGAACAGCAUGCCCAAAGCCCUCAGGGCUGUGGGAUGCCGGGGGGCUGAGAAGGCUAGCUGGGUUGGUCGGGGAAAAGCAUUCUGGAGGCCGAAGAUUGAGGACGAGGAAAUUUAAGGACCGGGAAGGAGAAAGCAAACAAUCUAGGUAACCUGAGUGCAGGCCUAUUGGUUCUCCGUCUCUCACAAAAUCUAGUGGGGAAGUCCCACAAGGGGGAAGUGUGGGCAGUGAAACUUAGAAACAAGUACACGGGGAUCCUGAGGGCAGGACGAUGCCCCUUAGUCUAGAAGGCUUCUUGGAGGAGGGGAGCCUGAGGAAGACUUUGAAAGAGAAAAGAACACAGCUUGUUUAGCAAGAAUAUAAGGGAAAGGCUGUGAGGAGGAAAAGUGCUGGUGACAAGAAAGAAUCAUCUGGCCCCAACGGGCCUCUCAGUGCUCUCCCCGCCCCAGUCGCUUGAAAUGACCCGCCUCCUCUCCAGUAUGAUGUCUAGCUCCACACACCUGCGCCCUCGGUGAGAAUGGUGACAGUCAUCACUUUUUCGAAGAACCUGUAAUUGAGCUGUAGUCUGAGUAACUUGAGCAAACAUCCCCGUGGUGCCGUCGACUGCUUACUUCCUGGCUGUCACGUCUCCCGGAGGGGACUUAAAAGGAGCAAAGGUGAACCCCACUGCAAAGGACCACGAGGCAAUGCCAGGACAAGAGAAUUGGAGUGACUUGGGUGAUUCUGAGUGAAUCAGUCAGGGAGGCCUUCCUGGAGGAGGCUGAGGCCUGAGGUGUGGCCGCCACAACCUCUGGAGCUCUUGCUGGGGUCGGGCCCAGCACUCGGAGCUGACCCAGCCAGGGUGCCCGUCGGUUCCCCAGGAUGCGGCUUCUCCGCAGACGGCACAUGGCCCUGCGCCUGGCCGUGGUGGGCAGCGCCUUCGUGCUUUUCCUCUUCAUCCUGCACAGGGAUGUAAGCAGCACGGAACAGGCCACCGAGAAACCAUGGCUGAAGUCGUUGGUGAGCCAAAAGGAUCACGUCCUGGACCUCAUGCUGGGGGCCGUGCACAACCUUAGAGAUUCGAUGCCUAAGCUCCAGAUCAGGGCUCCAGAGCCCCAGGAGACACCGGUCUCCACAAACCAGUCCUGCCUGCCUGGGUUCUACACCCCAGCGGAACUGAAGCCCUUCUGGGAACGGCCACCCCAGGAUCCCAAUAGCCCUGGGGCCGAUGGGAAAGCUUUUCACAAGGACAAGUGGACCCCCAUGGAGACCCAGGAAAAGGAAGAAGGCUAUAAGAAGCACUGUUUCAAUGCCUUUGCCAGUGACCGGAUCUCCCUGCAGAGGGCCCUGGGGCCGGACACCCGACCCCCUGAAUGUGUCGACCAGAAGUUCCGCCGCUGCCCUCCACUGCCCGCCACCAGCGUCAUCAUCGUGUUUCACAACGAGGCCUGGUCCACACUGCUGCGAACCGUGUACAGCGUGCUGCACACCUCCCCUGCCAUCCUGCUGAGGGAGAUCAUACUGGUGGAUGACGCCAGCACUGACGACUACCUAAAGGACCAACUGGAGCAGUACGUGAAGAAACUGCAGGUCGUGAGGGUUGUGCGGCAAGAGGAGCGGAAAGGCUUGAUCACUGCCCGGCUGCUGGGGGCCAGCGUGGCCCAGGCCGAGGUGCUCACCUUCCUGGAUGCCCACUGUGAGUGCUUCCACGGCUGGCUGGAGCCCCUCCUGGCUCGCAUUGCUGAGGAAGAGACAGCGGUGGUGAGCCCAGACAUCGUCACCAUCGACCUGAACACUUUUGAGUUCUCCAAGCCCGUCCCGAGUGGCAGAAUCCACAGCCGUGGCAACUUUGACUGGAGCCUGACCUUUGGCUGGGAGGCUCUCCCCGCCCAUGAGAAGCAGAGACGCAAGGAUGAGACCUACCCCAUCAAAUCCCCGACGUUUGCCGGCGGCCUCUUCUCCAUCUCCAAGGCCUACUUUGAGCACAUCGGUACCUAUGAUAAUCAGAUGGAGAUCUGGGGAGGGGAGAACGUGGAAAUGUCCUUCCGGGUGUGGCAAUGUGGGGGCCAGCUGGAGAUCAUCCCCUGCUCUGUGGUGGGCCACGUGUUCCGUACCAAGAGCCCUCACACCUUCCCCAAGGGCAUCAGUGUCAUUGCUCGCAACCAGGUGCGCCUAGCUGAGGUCUGGAUGGAUAGCUACAAGGAGAUUUUCUAUCGGAGAAAUAUGCAGGCAGCCAAGAUGGCCCAAGAGAAAUCUUUCGGGGACAUUUCGGAACGACUGAAGCUGAGGGAACAACUACACUGUCGCAACUUCUCCUGGUUCCUGACCAACAUCUACCCAGAGAUGUUUGUUCCCGACCUGAAGCCCACCUUCUACGGAGCUAUCCGGAACCUCGGCAUCAAUCAGUGUCUGGAUGUGGGUGAGAACAACCACGGGGGGAAGCCCCUCAUCAUGUACACCUGCCACGGCCUGGGCGGCAACCAGUACUUUGAGUACACGACGCGGAGGGACCUUCGCCACAACAUCGCAAAGCAGCUGUGUCUACAUGCCAGUGCUGGCACUCUGGGUCUGAGGAGCUGUCACUUCACUGGCAAAAACAGCCAAGUCCCCAAGGAUGAGGAAUGGGAAUUGACCCAGGACCAGCUAAUCAGGAACUCAGGAUCUGGUACCUGCCUGACGUCUGAGGACAAAAAGCCAGCCAUGGCCUCCUGCAACCCCAGUGACCCCCACCAGCACUGGAUCUUCAACUAAGCCCUUGGUCACGCCCAUGGGAUUUCCCAUGGGGAAGCAAGGCUCUCAGGAAAUAGGAUUUUAGAGAACCUGAUAUUUGAGAACCUGAUUAUCAGCUUCUCUGUAGGGCUUAAAGAUGGAUUUCUAAACCCAGUGACUGUCAGGGCAGGAUCUUCCUACUGCUUGCAACAACACAGGGCCCAUUUUCCUUCCUCCACGUUGACGAAAGAGGCCGUUGGAACACAUGACACUUGGUCUAGGGCUUGCCUGCUGUCCUUGAAACAGACUUCCAGGCGGAGAAGGCAACCUAGGGAGGGCGCAAGGCAGCAAUACUGAAUUCAAGAAAAGUCCCUGGUCGUGUGGGGCACCCACAGAGCUAGUGAGGUCGUACCUUCGAACAGAGAGACAAGGGGUCUCAAGAGUGUCCCUGCUCAUAUUGCCCGAAGGUCCUAGAGCCAAUUAGUCUAUGGAAAGCACUCUGAUAGAAAUCCUUUAUCUUCUUUCGUCUGCACAGUAACCCUGUGAGAAGGACAGGCCGGGAACCACCAGGCCCAUUUUACAGAUAAGAAGGCAGAGGCAGAGAGAGAGAAAGAGGCUUGUCUGUAGUCCCACAGCUAGUGGACGGUGGGAGCCAAGACUGAGACUUGAUUUCGAAUGCUGAGCCAGAGCUCCUUCCGCCACGCCACAAGAACAGUAGACACCGAGCCAUCAGCCUUCCAGUCUCUCUUCCCUCCGUGCCGAUCACUUCCGGCUGGCCUGCUUCCGCAGCGGCUCCAGGUAGCCACGAGGGAGACCACCGUUGGGCAUCCUGGGACGUUAGUGCCGAAAGCAAGCUCGUGCAGCCAGUGAGUCUCAGCUCUCAGUCUCAGAAGCCUUUUGUCAAUGCCCCGUAUAUAACGUAGAUGGCAAGCCGAGUGGCGGGGGCAAGGUUGAGGGUAGGUGAGGAUAAUCCCAACAGCCCCUGAACUUCUAAAAGUCUGUGAGCACCAUACGAAACUUGUUUUAGUCCAACCCUAUCGUUUUCCUAUUGUGAACCUGAGGCCAGAUGAGUAAUUUGUCUAACAUCACGCGGCAAGGUAUCGGCAACCUGAGACCAGACCCCCGAUGAGUCCAACAAGAGCCCUGGGCAGUCUGAGGAAGCGGGGACGGUGUGGAGGAUUGAGCAUGACCACAGAACUGGCCUCGUCUGCUGUACCCGCACGGAGUCCCCGCGUGGGGCAGACCCACACGCGUGUCAGCUCUUCUCCAAGCAAGUUGGACCCCACCAUGCCUGGCCGCUUGGCCUGAACGAGAGAGCCCAGCUGCCCAGAGGGGUCACACUCCUUCCAGAAGGGCUUCUGACUUCCUCGGUAGCAGGCUGUCAUCUCGGGCAUCACCACAUGAGGGUGCCAUGGGACCACAGGCGCCUCUCCCGGCACAGCCCCACACUGCUGGGGGUCUCCUCAAUUCUGAGAGCCUUCGCGACCCUGUAGGGGAAACAUUCUGGGCUAGCCCAGCUAGUGGGAGAGGAGAGAGUGGCCAGGAUACAGCCAGCGAUGGGGAAAGGGGAAAUUCUUUGCUGGAAAGAGAACUGGGCCUGAGAUCCCAAUGAAAAUAAAGGUCUUAUGGCA